GGCAGCCGCAAGGAAAGCGGCUGAGCCAGGUGGAACCCGAGAUGUCAUCGCUGGUGAAGGAGGACUUGGAGAAAAAACUGUUCAAGCCGCUGGCGCAGAAUCUCUGCGAGUUUAUUGAGAUCGAGUUCUCGGUCCAGGACAGGUAUUACCUCUGCGUGUCAGUGACCAAAACUGAUGAAGUGAAGAUUAUCAUGGUGAAGCAUUACAGAGUGGGUCUAGAUGAAAAGUACGAAGUAACAAAGAAGUGGUCUUUGGAUGAUCUUCAGAUGAUUGACGGAAAAGAAGCUGAUACCGACAAUCCAUUUUUUGAUCUGCACUUCAAGAAAGUGUACAGCCUGGAGGCCUACAGCUGUGCCUCUAAGUAUUCCUUUGCUCGAACGGUAAACAGGCUGAACCAUGUGUAUCUUAAGAAGGACUUGCACAUCGUCAACUUCGAUUCAACUUACAUCAACGAUGACUCCAUUUGGUCCUCCAACAACAAGGACUGCCUGGUCCUCAUGAGAAUAUGCUUCUAUGCUUUCAAUCUUGUGUGCUUGUCCCUGUGUCCCCUGCCACUUUGAAGAUGUAGCCCAAAGUCCUUCAUCAAUGUCCGAAGAAA
Molecule: messenger RNA, 598 nt
Organism: Myodes glareolus (Bank vole)
Lineage: Eukaryota; Metazoa; Chordata; Mammalia; Rodentia; Cricetidae
Gene: Exoc1l
Product: exocyst complex component 1 like
Source: RefSeq, a predicted model, not a curated record